This is a messenger RNA of Eimeria mitis, 204 nucleotides long. RefSeq lists its product as uncharacterized. The transcript has 2 exons. The coding region runs from base 1 to 204 and encodes 67 amino acids. NCBI's taxonomy places the organism in Eukaryota, Apicomplexa, Conoidasida, Eucoccidiorida, Eimeriidae. The record is from RefSeq and is a predicted model, not a curated record.
AUGAUGCAGCAGCAGCAGCAGCAGCAGCAACAGCAGCAGAAGCAGCAGCAGCAGAAACAGCAGCAUCAGCAGCAGCAGCAGCACCAGCAACAGCAGAAACAGCAGCAGCACCAGCAGCAGCACCAGCAACAGCAGCAGCAGCAGCAGCAACAGCAACAGCAACAGCAGCAGCAGCAGCAGCAGCAACAGCAGCAGCAGCAAUAA